Triplophysa dalaica is the source of this 2642-nucleotide messenger RNA. Its product is annotated as Receptor expression-enhancing protein 6-like. The coding region runs from base 151 to 705 and encodes 184 amino acids. Lineage: Eukaryota; Metazoa; Chordata; Actinopteri; Cypriniformes; Nemacheilidae. The transcript is spliced from 5 exons. The record is from RefSeq and is a predicted model, not a curated record.
GUGUGUGUGUGAGAGAGAGAGAGAGAGAGAGAGAGAGAAAGUUCACACGAAGACUUUCCUAUGUGUGGCUUUAGCCUAAAAGGAAGUUUACAGCCCUGGUCCUAGUUUUUGUUUGCAGUAUUUUCACUAAACAAGAAAGUAGGCGACGCGAUGUUAAACACUCUCACGGAGCGCUACGGCGCGUUUUUAAACCAGAAGAACGUCGUGACCGAUUUCCUAAAGCUGUUAGAGGAAAAGAGCGGAGUUCAGAAACAGUACAUCGCCUCAGGUGUCGUGUCGGUUCUAGCGCUCUAUCUGGUUUUCGGAUAUGGUGCCUCUCUCCUCUGCAACUUGAUUGGUUUCGUGUAUCCAGCAUAUGCCUCCAUCAAAGCCAUAGAGAGCAACAAUAAGGAGGAUGACACUAAAUGGUUGACCUAUUGGGUGGUUUAUGGAGUCUUCAGUGUGGCCGAAUUUUUCUCUGAUAUCUUCCUAUUUUGGUGUCCUUUCUACUAUGCAGGAAAAUGUGUGUUCCUGUUGUGGUGUAUGGUUCCAGUUUCAUGGAAUGGCUCUCAGAUCAUAUACACACGCCUGGUGCGACCUUUCUUCCUCAAACAUGAACGAGUGUUUGACAAUGUUGUGAGUGACUUGAGUGGCAAAGCCAAAAGUGCAGCGGAAGCUGUGGCAAAAGAGGGAUUUACGAUGCUGAACGCUGAAAAGAACAAAUGAUUUGAGGGAGGGAACGGGAGAAUCACUUUUAUCAGGAGCCCUCUGUUUACAUUUGCUUCUUUAUUUUGGUCGGGUAUUUUGUUCAAGUCACUAAAAUCACUAAAUUAUUAAUGUUUGCUGCAUCUGAGCCAGACGGCACAAUCACCGCAAGUUCUCGAAUUGCUCAAAUGGUCCUUUCACACAUAUGUUUUGUAUUCGUCCUAUAAGUUAUUUUAGCACUUUGACCAAUGAUAGAAAUAUUUGAGUCACUGACUUUUAAGAAACCAAACUGGACUUUAAUCAAUAAAACUGGAAAGAAAGGUGCCUGAAUAUAAAAAAACCUUGCUUGAAGUGUUUUAAAUUCAUUUUUAACUGUUUAUAAACGGUUUUCUCGCCUAUUAGUUUCAAGUGUGACAAAGAUAGUUGGAUUCGAAAUCGGCGUGUGUCACUUUUUAAUUUAGUUUAUUUAAGUCAGUGUUGUGUUUAUGGCCUUAACGUGAUAGUUCACCCAAAGAUAAAAACGUUAUCAUCAACCCUCUUGUCAUUUCAAACCUUUAUGACUUUCUUUCUUCCGCACAACACAAAAGAAGAUAUUUUGAAGAAAGUUGAUAACCAAACAACGCUGGAUCCCAUUCGCUUAUAUUGUAUGGACACAAAACCAAUGCAAGUAAAUGGGGGCCAGUUAACAACAUUCAUAAAAAUAUCUUAUUUUGUGUUCUGCGGAAGAAAGGAAGUUAUACAGGUUUGAAAUAACAAGAGGCUAGUACCAGACUAAAAUGAAUGUGACCUGUCUUAACUGAAUAGAACUUGCCCAUGCAGAAAAUGCAUUAAAUAUAUAUCAAUGCUGUAGUCUUAUCUCGAGAUGCAGUAAUAUAUUCUUCUAAGGUAUUUUUAUAAAAGCGACAUAAAUAUCUUCAUUCAACUAAGGCAUAGUCUUGGCUUAAACUAAGCGGUGUCCCGUGGGUAUCAGGCCUACGGUUUAAAAAUUUGAUUUGGCUAUUAAGAUGUUGCGCAACAGAGUUGAUAAUCCAAGUUUUCCAGAGGAACGGAGAAAUAUGAAGCCCUUUUACUGUGUCAACAUGCUGAGCAAACUUAUACCACAACCGAAGUUUCUGAGAAAGAAACUAAGCCAUUAGUCAUACGCUCAAUUGGAGGCACUUAUCAGAAUAUCUGUGUACUUGUGGCCUUAUUUAACUGCACUUAUCUACGUCUUUCAAAAUCACAAGUAGCUUUCAGUAACUCAUGUCAAUGACACAAUUCUGUGAGCAAAUCAAAACCUGAAAUCAUUACACAACAUUAAAGGUUACAACACGAGCAUGCAUCACGUAUGAAGAAGUGCUGGAAUAUUUAUUCAAGGCAGGUAACAGUUACCGUGGAAGUGAGACUUCAUAUAGUCCAGAGAGGGCUACUAUGUCUCAUGUAAGGCCUUAUGUCUCACGUGGGAUGAAGAGGAUUAAGUAAGCAAGAAGAGGGGCUACUAACACUUCUACGUCUUCAGGAGCUGUAGUGAAAGAACAACCUUAUUUGGUAACUUAACUGAAAGAGGACUGCAAAAUGGAUUUGGUAUUCAUUCAGUAAUUUCUUUUCAUGAAGACCAGAGCGAAUCAAUUUUCUUAAAAACUGCGUUCUGAGUGAUUGUCUUUAAACGGGCACAACCGUAGCUCUGUAACACAUAUAUCAGCAUUUUCACAGCAUAUUUACAUUUGGCAGACGCUUUUAUCCAAAGCGACUUGCAUUGCAUUAUACAUUUUUUGUUUCUGAAUAUGUACCAUCCGCUGGGAUCGAACUUAUGACCUUGGCAUUGCUAGUGACAUGCUCAAACUAUUGAACCACAUGUCUUGGGAUGGCAAUCUACGACCACUACCUGGGGAUACAAUACACUGCUGUUUGCAAAAACAUUCAUGAACAUCUUUACAAAGUCUUAUAUGAAACUCUGCAAUAGAUUAAAUGAAUAAUGA